GUUUGUCAUAACCUGUUUCCCAUCUCGCAGGAUGAAAGACGCAACGUAGCUACAUUAGAUCAUUAGUUUUAAGUAGACAUCAUUUUCAUUCUGUCCGUUUAGAGCUGAAACCAGCCCUAUUCCCUCUCCUAAUAGAUCCCCUGGCCACUGCUGUGUAACAUAAAGUAUGCCUCGAGGUGACAAAGAAGUUGUUGUCUCAGACUCAGAGCCUGGCAAAGUGGAGCCGCAGCAAGGCGGAGAGAAAAUGCCGUCCCCAGCUCCGUCAAAGAAGAUUUUCAUGGAGGAUCCCUCGGAAUACAGACCAGAGCUAAAGGACAUGUUAAUAGGGAAAGAUCAGGAAGAAUUUAGAGGAUUCUACAAUGAGGAUAAUGAAAGAUAUGAUAUUGUGGCUGAGACUUAUUCACAGAUGCAUUCAAAGCAAACCGUUGAGUUUGUGAAACACAUGCAUGAGAAAUGGACUAAAUUGACACAUUUCAAAAUGACGAUCAUGGAAGCAGUUGAAAAACUUGACGAACUAGUUGAUGAAUCCGACCCAGACAUUGCACUCCCGAAUUCAAUCCAUGCUUUCCAAACUGCGGAGAGAAUCAGAGAGGCCCAUCCUGAUAAAGACUGGUUCCAUCUUGUUGGUCUGAUACACGACCUUGGUAAAGUCAUUGCUCUUCAUGGCGAGCCACAGUGGGCCACCGUGGGGGAUACCUUCCCUGUUGGCUGCCAGUUCUCUAACAAGUGUGUAUUCCCGGAGUAUUUUGAUAACAAUCCUGAUAGAUCCCACCCAGUUUACAGGACCCAGUACGGUAUGUACGAGCCUAACUGUGGCCUAGAGAAGGUCCAAAUGUCUUUUGGUCAUGAUGAGUACAUGUACCACGUCCUGGUGGGUAAUGGUACCAGCCUACCAGUAGAGGGUCUGUACAUGAUCAGAUAUCACAGCUUCUAUCCCUGGCACACUGGGAAUGAUUAUGACUACCUGUGCAAUGAGAAGGACAGGAGCAUGUUGGAAUGGAUCAGAGAAUUCAAUAAAUUUGAUUUGUAUUCAAAGGCGGACAGUAUUCCUGAUGUUGAAUCAGUGAAGCCAUACUACCAAUCUCUCAUUGAUAAAUACAUACCAGGUGUAUUGUCCUGGUAAUAAUAACAACAACAACAACAGUGUUGUUGUUGUUAUUCUCUGCAGUUUCUGUUUCAUUUUGGUUAAUGAUGAUGAUGCAUUAUCAGCAUUUCAUUAUUAUUAUUAUUCAUUAAAAUGUUCUAUAGAUGUCAUCUCUACAUUGUCUCAUUUUUGUAAAAAUCAGCAUAAUGAACUAUAAUUAAUUAUUUAUAUUUAUUGUUUUGUUGGUGAUAAUUUUUCACUGCCUCGAGCUCUCAUUAA
Messenger RNA from Amphimedon queenslandica, 1363 nucleotides. Its product is annotated as inositol oxygenase-like. Gene Ontology annotation, biological process: inositol catabolic process. The transcript is spliced from 6 exons. The record is from RefSeq and is a predicted model, not a curated record. Gene Ontology annotation, cellular component: cytoplasm. The coding region runs from base 167 to 1123 and encodes 318 amino acids. NCBI's taxonomy places the organism in Eukaryota, Metazoa, Porifera, Demospongiae, Haplosclerida, Niphatidae. Gene Ontology annotation, molecular function: iron ion binding; inositol oxygenase activity.